UUAAUUAUAUUAAUUAUAUUAAUUGAAUAUGUCCGGAGAAAAUUCAGAAGGGACAGAUUUUGAAACGUAUAAUGAUAAUAUUGAUAUUAAAUCAUUACCUAUAUUAACUCGAUCUCAAUUGAGUUUAUAUAAUGGAGAAGAUAAAUCACAAAUUUAUGUUGCUAUUAGAGGAUAUGCUUAUGAUGUUAGUGAGAAUACCAAAAGUUAUGGACCAGGUAGAUCAUAUCAUAAAUUAGUUGGGAAAGAUGUUAGUCGAUUAUUAGGAUUAAAUAGAUUAACUAUAACAGGAAGUAUUAAUAAUAGUGAUAAUAGUGAUAAUAAUAAUAGUAAUGGUAAUGGUAAUGGUAACGGUGAAGGAAGUGAGAGUAAUUUAAAGGAAACUACUUGGUAUACUGAUGAUUUUACAGAUAAAGAGAAUGAGAUUGUUGAUAGAUGGGUAUUAUUCUUUAGAAAGAGGUAUAAGAUUGUUGGAGUAGUUGUUGAUCAUGAUACUGGGACUAGUUCAAUUGUAUGAAGAAGUAAGUAAGUACAGUGUAGUAUUUAUGGUGGGGUAAGUAUUGUGUGCAGUCACUUAGUUAAUAAAUGUAAAUGUAGUACAUACAUUAAAGUACAUAGAAUAAGUUAGUGUAUCAGGGUUUAACAGUCCAGACCCAAACGGUAUGUAGGACUACGCCAAGGUUGCUAUGGAGAUCUGAUGAAAUUGAGGUUAUGAAACGAGAACGCGUAGAUGUGAAACUGAUUAGUUUGAGCGAGAGUGAGUGAGUGAGAGUGAGUGCGUAUUAGAAUUAGAAUUAGAAUUAGAAUUAGUAUGAGAAUGAGAAUGAGUAAACAAAUCGAGUAAACAAAUCGAGUAAACAAAG
This is a messenger RNA of Scheffersomyces amazonensis, 860 nucleotides long. RefSeq lists its product as uncharacterized. The transcript has a single exon. Gene Ontology annotation, cellular component: membrane; endomembrane system. NCBI's taxonomy places the organism in Eukaryota, Fungi, Ascomycota, Pichiomycetes, Serinales, Debaryomycetaceae. The coding region runs from base 29 to 514 and encodes 161 amino acids. The record is from RefSeq and is a predicted model, not a curated record.